AUGCCGAAGGAGAAAUGGGACCUCUCGAGACCGGUUGAGCAAGACCAGGAACAAUGGAACGCCCUGGCCCGCCAAUGGCUCAGUCUCGACCAUCGCGGUCGCCAUUCUUACCACCGCCUCGUCCAGCCAGGCGAGUCGGCGGCGACUGAGGACCAGAUGCACCGCAUCCUCACACGGCACCAGACCGUGCGCGAGAGAAACCUCUCGUUCUGGGUCCACAGCGGAAGAAACUCGCCCGUCUGGCUGCGAACUUGCUACCUGCCCGAGCUGGCCGUCAUCCUCGACGACGAGGCUCUGUACGCACCCCUAGCCGAGGACUGGUCGCGCAUCUUGCUUCGCGUGCCGGUCAUUCCUGACACGGGGCGUUAUUCUUACGGAGAAGAAGUCAUUGAAGACCUCCACGACUUUGAUGAACGCCCUGGUCCGGGGGAAGAGUUCAAGCUGCCGCUGUACGAAGCCGCGCUGAAAGAACGGACUAUGCUGUACCUUAUUGACGAAGAAGCCCUUCGAGAAAAACUUAUCAAGAUCCUCUGGCUGGAUAUACAUGGAUCCUGCGUGUGGGAAAAUCGCCUGCGGCCCGAUGAGAGGCUGGAGUUUAGAGGCCGCAUGUUCGAGGGGGGUCUUUGGGUGACCUGUAUGUGGAAUGCUACAAUCCUGACGAUCCCAUGUACAGAAAAGGUGCCGUUAUCUACGUAG
This is a messenger RNA of Anthostomella pinea, 696 nucleotides long. Lineage: Eukaryota; Fungi; Ascomycota; Sordariomycetes; Xylariales; Xylariaceae. The record is from the annotation of a GenBank genome assembly.